GUUUCCGUAAACAGAUCCGAAUGCCACUGCCAGCCUAACUAUCACCUUUGCUGAGAUUUCUGAUGUUCCUCCGCAGUUUGAACGAUCUACUUUUUGUCUCUGCCUGGUGGCGGAUGGAUCCGUUAUCCAACCUGAGCAACGAAACGUAAAACAUAAUAACAUCGUAAAACUCCAGCAUUGCAACGAUGUUGUCGCUUCAAAGAUUAUUUCGGUCCAGGUUUUAAUAAAUGUAAUGGAAAGCAGUAAACAGAAUGCAGAGAAAGACAGGCCUCCGCAGCACUGGAAAAGUUGCAAGCUGAUGAUUGAUCCCGCACUUACUAAAGGAUUAUACAAGGUGUACCGCUUUGACGGACAGUUUUUCAACAUUCCCGUGGAGGAUAUAGGAUUAUUUCCCAUCAGCACCGUCAAAGAUCCCCGCGUGUGCCGCUUGUGGAGCAAAAACAUUAAGCCUGACCUUUCGGUUGCGAAGUUUAAGAUUGAUGAAUGGUACGUUGGAGCAGUUCCUCCCAGGGAAGUAACUCUUUCCAGACUUAAUGACAACGUGAAUGCGACGUUUUUGCGUCAUAUUUGCGAGAAAUAUGGGAAUGUGGAAGACGUGGAAAUAUUUUACCAUCCAAAUACCAAGAAACAUUUAGGGGUUGCAAGAGUGGAGUUUGACACAGUGAAGGCAGCAAAAGAGGCCGUGAAGCACCUUCAUCAAACGUCUGUGAUGGGAAAUAUUAUUCAUGUGGAGAUUGAUCCUAAAGGUGAAAAUAGAUCAGGAUAUCUUCAGCUUCUUCUUAGCGGCUUGUACGCUCCCAGGACAUUACCGGUGAAUAGCAGUGAACAGGCUCUGCAAAGCUUAGUCAAACGCUUGUUGGACAGCACAUCUGCUCAGCAACAGGGGGCGUUCUCCAGUCCAGCCAGCAUCGCAACACCCCUCUCUCUGGAUACAGCAUACUUCAGUAUUUGUCAGGACACACCUUGUAGCUUUGGGUACACACCACAAUCUCAGGGAACCCCUCGCACUCCCUGCUUGACAGCGACUCCUUUAUCCCAGGAUUCCUGCUACUCUAGUCUUCAAGCGACUCCGGUCCUCCAGGGGGAGCCUUCCACUUACAGUGUUCACAAAGUUUUGAGACAUGAGCUUUCCCUUCGUAAACCUGUGAGGAACCACAAAAGGUCCAGACAGGGUUUACAUUUUACCUCGAAACUUUGGCAGCCACAUCCUCCAGACUCACUGUUGACAGAAAAACAAAGAAACGUCCACCAGCCUGGACCCUGGAGUAGGACUACACAAUUGUCCACCCAUGAAGAGUCUUCCUAUACUGUUGCUUCCCCAUUACAGGGGUCUGGAGGCACGCCUGACUCUUUCAGCAUCCUAACCAUUAAUGUGUCAGCUGAGCAGCAAAAUCUCCAACCACAAGCAGAGAGUUUGGACUCUCGUAUUGAAAGUUUGUUGACUAAUAGUGAGAUCCCAUCUGGCUUUCAUAUAAAGACUUUAGAACCCUCUGAAAAUUCCCGGGACAGCCCAGCUUCAUCUUGUUCCGCUCCUACAGAGGCUUUUUCAGCCUAUGAACUUUUUGCCCUUUCCCCCCAUGGACCUUUCAGAAGCAGCCCACAGCAUUCCUGCAAGGAUUUGGUGGAUGUCAGUCCAACAUCACUUAGUGAAAGUGAUAAUGAGCAGUUUUUACUUGAAGAAACCUCCCAACGUCCAUCUGAAAUGACUCCUUGUCAGAGAAGUGCUUACAGAGAUGGUGACAAAGCUGUAGAAACAUCUCACUUGUUAUGCUCAAAGAAGCAUCUUACUGCAAACCAGGAUAGGAGGCAUCCAAAUAAAGAACAGCCUGAAGCUGCAGCAGAGACCUCCAGUUCUUCCUUAAGUGGCUCGACUCCCAACAUCAUCCCUGAAGGUCCUUCUCUGGUCAGAUCUUCAGGUCCUCCCCAAACUCCUUUCUUUAAUCCCCUGCUUCCACCUCCAUCUUCUCUUCCACCAAUUCCACCUCGCCUUCCAGACGGCACAAUUCCCAUCCCACCACCAAACUGGAUUCCUUUUCAGGGUGUCUCAAUUCCACCACCUCCCUCUAUCCCUCCCCCACCAGCUUUUCUUCUGCCUCCUCCACCUGUAAUGCUGCCACCUCCCAUACCGCCCCCUGUACACAUGGGCCAUUUACCCACACAACCUGCAGCCUCGUCAGAUCAGGGGAGUCUUAAAACCCUCAGGAGUGCGCCUUUCUCGCUCAUUCGCCCACCGUGGCCCGCUCCACCCUUUCCCAGGAUGAAUCCUUUUGUGCCACCACCCAGUUAUCUUCCUGCUCAUGAAAAUCCUCAUAAAGUCAUAGUUGAAAAAGUUUUGGACGCCCUCAUGGAUGAGCUGAGAUCGAUCAUUAGGAAGGACAUUGCACGUAGAAUGAUUGAAGGAGUUGCUUUCAAGGCUUUUGAGGACUGGUGGAAAAGUCAGGAGGAGAAAUUAAAGAUUCAAGUUCAUCCUAUUCAAAAGGGAACAUGCUUGAAAAACAGAAACAAUCCUCUGAAUCGCAUUACCGAUCGGGGCAAAAAAACACCACUACCAUCCUUUAAGGUAAAAAGGAAACGAUCAGAGGAGAGACAACAUUUUUCUGAAACUUCGAAUUCCAAUGUGGAACCGAAUGAUCAAGUAGGAUCAGCAUCUCCGAAAGCCAAGCGCAGACACGCAAGACCUCUGGACCUUGAUAGCAGUGAUGGGGAUACUGAUGGUGAUGACGACAAAAAAGAAGAAAGAGUUGAAGAUGACACUCCAGUUUUGAACCCAGUUGAGGCUGUUGUUCCACUUUCUGAUGAGCCUCAGAAUUUGGGAAACACCUCAAAGAAGGACAGUCAUGCAGAUGGGGAUUCUGAUAGUUAUCAACACCAUGAAGAAACCGCCGCAGAAGAACGGAGAAACCUCACUGAUGUUACGUUUCAAACAGCUGACAAAGAACAUCACUUAUACAAAGUUACAGAAACAGAAACUGUCUCAGAGAGCAGCUCUUCAGAGGAGAGUGAGUAUUGCUCUGACUCCAGAUUGUUCUCAUCUCAAAGCACUGAGGAUUCCCCCUCUGACCGGAGCACCACAAGUGGAAGAAUCAAGGAGGAUGAGAGUGAAGAGUGCAUUGUGAUAUCAUCAGACGAAGACUCAGAUGAGACCGAGCCUCCAGUGACCCCUUCAAACCCUUUAACUCCAGGCUCUCAGAUGGAUCUUGACCUGCAGAACUGGUUAGAUAUGUGCGAGCAAACCGACGAGAACCAUGCAUCCUGUCAGCAAGACUUCUACUCUUUGGAUCCUGUGAUGGUGCUUCAAUCCAAUGAAACACAGAGCUUGUGCCACAUGUCGCCCAUGGGACUUGCAGAAGAAGAGCCUGGACCUGAUGUGGACAUGAGGAGUCCUGACUGGACAGACGAGUUUGAACCAAGGAUAGACCAACUGAGGCCUCCAACUCCCACUGGCUGCUUAGUAGACGGUGACAUUCUGAUCAAAAACAAAACAACUCCGAUUGUGGAAGAAGCUGAGCUGCCUCCAACACCAGGCAGGGGGGUCCUGGCUGAGCUGGAAAUAGCAGAAUCAGAUGAAAUCAAUGAAGUCCUCUUUUUGUCCUCAGCAAACUGCGAGCUUGCAGCAGCGCAGGUUGAUUCCCCGUUGGCUUCAUGCGAUGCGUAUGAAGAAAUGCCUGAAACUCCUGGGGAGGAAGAGGACAGUGAAAGGAUAGCUUACAACUCAGAGAGAGCGCCAGCAACACCUGGCAGAGGAGUGGCAGAAGACACAACUAUGGAGACAUCAGAUGUCCUACCACUCUCAUGUAACCCUUACAUAACACCUCCCAAAACACCUGGAAGAGACAUUGUUUUACCCCUAAGAGCCCAUGAGAGGCAAACACAAGCCAAGGUUGCCUCGUCACCCUCACCGCAUCCUAACCUUUUAAGAAUAUCUCCCACUGCAAUGUCAUCUCCAUGCAGCCUCGCAGAAGCUUCGUCUGACACCGAUGACUGGACUAGAGCCAAACCCCUGCAGGGACUUGAAAACAUGCCCGGUGUUCAGAAUGAGGAGCCAUCUUCAGGAAAACACAAACAGUGGAAGAAGCUGAAAAGGAAAAAGCGGAACCAGCAAAAACAGCUCGGGCGAAGCUUCUUCUCAAACGCUGGGCUUCAACGGUGGCGUUCGCUUUAUGAAGAAUGGAAAAUUUUUCACAGCUUUUGGAAGCACGGUUUGGAUGAAGAAGAUGCAAGGUAUCUCAAGGUUUCUUAUGAAAAGUUGUGGGAGGAAGGGAAAUGUGCAGAGUGGCUCAGGAACACCACGUGGAUUUCUCAUCCUCUGACUAAGGUCCAUUUAGAGAGGAGCAAAGAGCAUCAGUGUUCGUUCCACAGAACCGGUUCUGCUCGCAGUGAAGGGUUCUACAAAAUCAGCAGGAAGGAGAAGAUGAAGAACCUGUCCAACUCCAGGCUGAGCACAAACCCUCCCUUUACAGACGCUCAGCAGGGAGCGCGUGUUCCAGCCCAGCUUCCCUCCUCACUGAGAUCUGGCUCAGACUUUAGGUCUGAACAGCGCCGCCUGCUGUCCUCCUUCAGCUGCGAUAGUGACCUGGUCCGGUUCAACCAGCUAAAAUACCGAAAAAAGAGAAUUCGGUUUAGCAGGAGCCACAUCCACGAGUGGGGCCUGUUUGCUAUGGAGCCCAUAGCAGCCGACGAAAUGGUGAUCGAGUAUGUAGGGGAAACCAUCCGACAGGUCAUCGCUGACAGGAGGGAGCAGAGAUAUGAGGAGGAGGGCAUCGGAGGCAGCUAUUUGUUUCGGAUUGACCAGGAUACCAUUAUAGAUGCCACUAAAUGUGGGAACUUAGCGAGGUUUAUCAACCACAGCUGUAAUCCUAACUGCUACGCAAAGGUCAUAUCUGUGGAAUCUCAGAAGAAGAUUGUGAUUUACUCCCGUCAGCCAAUAAGCAUCAAUGAGGAGAUUACGUACAACUACAAGUUCCCCAUUGAGGACACAAAAAUACCAUGUUUGUGUGGAGCAGAAAACUGCAGAGGAUCUUUGAACUAAUCUGUGAUUAAAUGACUUUUGAAGCACAACAGAGGCAAAAAGUGACUUACAGUAAUAAACUCUUGAUUCAGGAAAAUAAGCUUCCACUCUGCCUAUCAAUUAUAA
Messenger RNA from Oryzias latipes (Japanese medaka), 5134 nucleotides. Its product is annotated as histone-lysine N-methyltransferase SETD1B. NCBI's taxonomy places the organism in Eukaryota, Metazoa, Chordata, Actinopteri, Beloniformes, Adrianichthyidae. Gene Ontology annotation, cellular component: Set1C/COMPASS complex. Gene Ontology annotation, molecular function: histone H3K4 methyltransferase activity; RNA binding; protein binding. The record is from RefSeq and is a predicted model, not a curated record.